Antrostomus carolinensis (chuck-will's-widow) is the source of this 1184-nucleotide messenger RNA. It is a transcript of the gene JMJD7, whose product is annotated as jumonji domain containing 7. NCBI's taxonomy places the organism in Eukaryota, Metazoa, Chordata, Aves, Caprimulgiformes, Caprimulgidae. The annotation marks the transcript as partial. The record is from RefSeq and is a predicted model, not a curated record. The transcript is spliced from 7 exons.
GUUUCUCAUUUGCCUGGACAGAACUGGGGUGGACAGAGUCCAUACCCUAUCUUGAUAGGCCUCCGUCCCCACUGGACUUCUAUCGAGAAUGGGUGAGUCCGAAUAAACCUUGUAUAAUUCAGAAUGCCAUCAGCCACUGGCCAGCUCUGAAGAAAUGGACUUCAGCGUACCUCAGGGAAGUAGUAGGUGCCAAGGUAGUGAGUGUGGCAGUAACACCAAACGGUUAUGCAGAUGCGGUGUUUCAGGAUCGCUUUGUCAUGCCAGAGGAGCGCCAAAUGCCUUUCAUGGACUUUUUGGACAUUGUGGAGAAGAAAGUGACCUCUCCCAACGUAUUCUAUGUGCAGAAGCAGUGUUCAAACCUCACCGAGGAGUUCCCUGAACUUGUCUGUGAUGUGCAGCCUGACAUACCAUGGAUGAGUGAGGCACUUGGGAAGAAGCCGGAUGCCGUGAAUUUCUGGCUUGGGGAAUCGGCUGCUGUGACAUCUUUACAUAAAGAUCAUUAUGAGAACUUGUACUGUGUGGUAUCUGGAGAGAAACAUUUUCUACUGCAUCCACCGACUGACCGUCCCUUCAUCCCAUAUGAGCUCUAUCAGCCAGCAACCUACCAGGUAUCAGAAGAUGGCUCAUUUGAAAUUGUGGAUGAGAAGAGUGCAGAUAAGGUGCCCUGGAUCCCCCUGGACCCAUUGAACCCGAAUCUGGAACAGUAUCCAGAGUAUGCUCAGGCAAAACCUGUACAGUGUACAGUGAAAGCUGGUGAGAUGUUAUACCUGCCUUCUCUCUGGUUCCAUCAUGUUCAACAGUCACAUGGCUGUAUAGCAGUGAAUUAUUGGUAUGACAUGGAAUAUGACCUUAAGUACAGCUAUUACCAGCUACUAGAUUGUCUCACAAAAACUGUGAAAGUGUUAUAGCAGAGGUGGGAGACUCAAGCUUGUGAUCUUUCUCUUGUGAUGUGAUACAAUCAUCAGCAUCUGUGACUGGAGUACAAACAUAAUUCAAGUGAAAAGAACUGAACAUUAAAUUAUCCUCAACAUCUGUCAAACGGAUCAUGGCUGAUUUGCUUGAUUUCGGAGCCCAGAUCAAUUGGCCAUGGUUUUUGUCUUGUAAGUAGAAGGUUUAAUAAUAGUAUUUUUAGGUCUUUGCAUGUUGCCUCAGUGACAGUAAGCAAAAUAAAAUUUGAAGGAAGG